This is a messenger RNA of Venturia canescens, 1806 nucleotides long. Its product is annotated as serine protease inhibitor 3/4-like. NCBI's taxonomy places the organism in Eukaryota, Metazoa, Arthropoda, Insecta, Hymenoptera, Ichneumonidae. The record is from RefSeq and is a predicted model, not a curated record. The coding region runs from base 151 to 1392 and encodes 413 amino acids. The transcript is spliced from 8 exons. Gene Ontology annotation, molecular function: serine-type endopeptidase inhibitor activity.
CGUCAGAUUAGGCACGUCGAGCUAUUUUUCCCAUAAUUCAGUCACAUAAACUUGAAGCUCGCGGUUCACGAAUGUUCUCAGUUUACAAAUAUCUCAUAUCGUACAUUCGUUGGUUCUUCAUUUCAUUUCGCUACGAUUAGCUAUCACAAAAUGCAUUUCGUCUUUGUAUUGGCGGUAUUGAGCCCGAUCAUCGCCACUUUUACGGCUGGACGAACAUCGGAAGACGAAGAAUUCUGUCUACACCGAGUCUCCUACGGGGAAGCUAAGUUUUCGGGAAAGUUGAUUCAGGAAGUUGCGAAAAAAGAUGGGAAAAAUCUGAUUAUUUCCCCUCUCAGUACUUUCCUCGUUUUGGCUUUGGCAUCGUUCGCAGGAAGAGGAAGGACCGAGUCGGUACUUCGUACCGCACUUGGACUUCCUUCUUGCAAGGAAUGUAAAAAAUAUGGUUUGCAGGCACUGGUUGAAGAUUUCAAGAGUUACGAGGCAAUGCAGCUGAGUGUCGCCAACGUUGCGUUCAUUUCUAACGAUUUUCGUCUCACCAGCGAAUUUUUUAAUACGUCGGUGAAUGUUUUCAAUUCACGAGUACAGCAGCCCUGGUUCAGCAAUCCACCUGCUGAUGUAAGCUUCGUCAUAAAAAUUUGGUGCCAGAGCAAAACGGCUAACCAUGUCAAUUCCGUUAUCCAUCCAGCUGAUUUGAACAACAAUACAAAUUUGGUUCUCGUAAAUGCGGUGUAUUACAAUGCGAAAUGGCAGAUCCCAUUCGACACUAACAAUACAAUAGCUCAUACAUUCUAUCGUGAAGGGACUACAGAAAUAUCAUUGCAAACAAUGGUUGCGAAACGGGUCGUCUAUUUUGGUGAAUAUUCUGAAGCGAAUUCAGCAUUCAUCGAGCUUCCAAUCCUGAGCAAAGAUGCUACCCAUAACAUGAGCAUGUUUGUCAUACUUCCGAAUGAUCGAAACGGUCUUGCUUUCCUCGAAGCAAACUUCCAUAAAAUCAACCUCGGACUACUUCGUAGCAAAGCAAAAACUGUAGAAACUAAUAUUCGUUUGCCGAAAUUCCGAAUUACCAAUGAAAUUGAACUCAGCCAACCCCUAACACAGAUGAACAUGGGUGAGCUGUUCGAUCCAAACAGAGCAGACUUUGCAAAAAUGUGUGCAAAUCCUAGCGGCGCUCCAUUUUCUAGAAACCCAAGAAUAUUUGUAGAUAAAAUUGCGCAGGGAGCUUUCAUAGAAAUCAAUGAAGAAGGCGGCAAAGCUUCAACGGCAGCUGGCGUUAUACCAAUGAUGACAGGAACCAGAGACUUCUUUGCUGACCAUCCUUUCUAUGCUAUCAUCGCUACGACAGGCAACAACCCUGUUAAUGUCUUCACCACCCGCUUCACCGGUCAUGAUUAACUCCUUUGCGCAUGGGACUAUGCUCGGGAACAAUUUCCUGGAAAUUUUAUUUAGGCUAGGUGAUUAUGAAUCUUUAUUUAAAUUUCAAAGGUUCGAUUAGAAGAUAAAACGGUAGAAAAGUUUGUCAGUUUGUAACUACUGCGUAAAUUAAUGAUAUUUAUAUUUUUCAAAAGAAACAAGACAGAAAAUUGAUUGAUUAAAUUGUGUCCCCCACAUACUUUGGGGAGUCUCAAAAUGUCAAGAGUCUAAAAAAUGAGAUUUCAGGAUAAAUGGCGUCGUCACAGUUUUUCAUCACUUUUCCAAUAACUCGACAUUCUUGUUGGUUCCAAUUAUUACCUUGUGCGAUUUAGUGCAUCCACUGAUACCUGAUGAUUAGCCAGCAGUACAUAAAUAAAAUAAUUAAGCAUCAAAAAA